Messenger RNA from Scophthalmus maximus (turbot), 3090 nucleotides. Its product is annotated as DNA ligase 1. The transcript is spliced from 6 exons. The record is from RefSeq and is a predicted model, not a curated record. Bases 99 to 1400 code for a protein of 433 amino acids. Lineage: Eukaryota; Metazoa; Chordata; Actinopteri; Pleuronectiformes; Scophthalmidae.
GCUCCACCUCCCUCGGCGGGCGGGCGGGUGAAGAAGAAGCUCCGGUCCCGUUAUUUCAAGGUUGUCGUCUCCUGCAGGAGCCUCUCCGCUCGGGUCCUAUGGGAUUUCUGAUAACCGCAGUGUGUCUGUGGGCUGCAGUCGGAGUGGGAAGCCGGCCGGUGACCUCGCCCCUGAAAGAUGCAAAGGUUGAAUGUAUCAUUCAGGAAACGCUGAACGACGACGGGUCACAACAUGCGUGUGGUCCACAGCUCGCAGAGGAACUCGACGAUGUGCAAAGACAUCAGGGUCUGCUCAGGGAGCUGCAGCAGUUGGCUGACGAUGAGAGAGACAGGGAGCACGGGAACGAUCGUUACGAGUACAACUUGGCUGACGACGAGAGCAACUUUGAGCAGAGGGAUGAGGAGGAGAAGGAGCAGAGGGACCUGACCACCCUCGUGACAAAGACGGACGAAAAGAGGGCCGACGAGACGGAGGACGAUGAGACCAAAGAGAGGAUGAUGGAGAAGCCACGAGUCGACGACCCGGGGAGGGACGAUGAAGAGGAGAGAGCCAGGGAGCUCGAGGAGCUGCUGGCCGAAGAGAUCACCAAGAAAGGGACGGAGGAGAGGAAUGACGAAGAGCUCAAAGAACUGCUCAAAGAGCUGAAAAAGAAGCGAUACGAGGCUGUGAAGGAGAGGGAGAUCCAGAAGGGCUCUGGAUCGGAGCAGGAGGCGGAAGUGGGGGAAGAUAAGAAGGAAGAGGAGGACAAAGGGACUAAAGGACUAACGGCGGAAGAUGUGGAGAAGCAAAAGAUGGAGGAGAGGAAGAAGAACGAAGUGGAGCUGAUGGUGGAGAAGGAGAAAGUGGAGAAGGAGCUAAAGGAGCUUUUCAAAGAGCAGGACAGCAAGAACGUGCCACAGCAGGAGAGGGAGCGGAAGGAGAAGCAGGAGGAGCUGGACGAACUCGUGAGGAAGAUGAAGCGGGUGCAGGAGGAGGAGGAGGACGAGACGCAGGGCGGGACGAAAGAGGACGGGGUGGAGGACGUGCCGCCGUCGGUGGAGGAGAAGAGUGAAAAGGCGGAGGGAGAAGGAGAAAAGGAGCCUGAUGAGAAAGCAGAGAAUGAGGUGAAGAAGAAGGAGGAGGAGGUGAAGGAGCCUCAGCAAAAGAGAGUGAUGGAGAAGGCCAGCGACGAGGCCACGCGGCAGUUUGAGCGGGAGCGGUACAAGGGCGAGGAGGAAGAGGAGGAAAACGGGGAGGACGAUGAGGACGAGUACGUCCGGGAGGAUGAAGAGGGCCAGGAGGAGGAAGACGAUGAUGAUGAUGAGGGUGAUGCUGAAGAGGACGAAGGGGAGGAGCUGCUGGAGAUUGAAGCAGAGCUGCGCAAAGUGGCUGCGGAGCUGAGACAGCUUCGCAGGGGAUAAGUCUCUCGCACACACACGUACAACAACAACAACAACAACAACAACACACACACUAGGCUAACAAAACCUUUCGUUGCAUUCUCAGUCACAGUCACACACGAUUUCCGCUGAAUAGCCCUCAAGUCCCUUCAGCACUCAGAGAAAACACCGUCGGAUGUGAAUCUGUAAAUGAACAUUCGUAGAAACUGUACAUACCGUUGUUCCAUCUCUGCUUUUAGAUCGCCCGGGAAAAGGGCCGUCGCUCGAGAUUUCCAUUUCUGGAGAAUCAAGCUUGUCGUGUCCAUCACUCGUGUCACCGUCUCUGUACCUGUAAACGCUGUUUGUGAGGUCGACGGGUGACAUGUUCACGUCAGUUGUAAAACCGCCACGGGCGCACAGCAUCCAGCACUUUGAUUCAAAUGUUUAAUUUUCACUGCGGAUUGCCGAAAACCACGAUGCACACCACCGUCUCUGAAAUGUGAUGUCAUGAGUACUGGCAGUCUCCUCUGUGGUGUGUUCUCGGUGGGAGAAACAGAUUCCCUACAAUAAGUAAUAUGUGCAUUUCAGUAUAUAUAUUGUGCAAUAAUUGACAACUAUGUGUAAACUGUUCCUGCUCUUCUGACUGUUAACAAUAUAUAUUUCUGACAUUUCUACAGCAGGACGUCAUUGUUUCCUCUUAACUUUCUCUGAUGAUGAAGUAGAAGCCGAGGAUUGUGUUUUAUUUGGCUCACGCACUGUUAAAAAAAAACCAGGACUGUUUGCGACCAACCACGGUGACACGGACGGUAGAUUGUAAAUUCUGCACGGCAACACAUAGGUCAGACGUUCAUGCGCGUGGGUCCGUGUGAGGGACGACAGGAUGUGAUGUACUUAGGGCUUACAAGGACUAAAAGUGUCACUUCAGGUUCUCGGUCAGCUUUGCACUCUUAUCUUAACAAGCCAAGGAAGGAGCCGAGGGAAGAGGGAGGCGCUCAAAGCCAUUUUGUUGUUGUUCGGUGAAAACAGCAACUGUAACUUUACCAAACGCUCAAGUCGUGUUACUUCACCGUUUUUCAUGGCGGUCGCGUCACUCGUGUAAAUAUUAAAUGUCACGGUCUUAAAGCCAAGGUCAUAGGCAAUGUGAAGCAACGGCGCCCCCAAGAGGACACUGGGCAGAAAUGCACAUGCAGGUGCAGGACAAUUAACAGGGUUUCACCACUGGAGGCCCAAGAAACUGCAAUAACACAGCGUAGACUACAGCACACAUGAAUGCAAUAAUAAUUCUAAAUAAUAAUUCACAAUUUCAUGUAUUCAUGAAUAUUUAAUCAAAGUGCAUCGUGUCGUUCUCACCUAGCAAAUAUAAUCUCUCUUUUCUUUUCUACACAGCCAAGAUUUACAAUACAUUUGUGUAUUUAAACAACAACUUAGUAAUAGACAACAAAUCAUCGAUGAGCUCGUUGCUGUCGAUUCCGAAGAGGCGAGUUGAUGUGUGAUCUCUUGGGAAUAAAUUAAUAAUAAUAAAAAAUGAAUGUACUAUAGAUUUCUUUUUAUAGAGAAGUACAAAAUGUUUCCACCAAAAUGUAUCUUACAAAAAAGCAAGACGACAGAUGUAGGAAAUGAACAGAAACAUCAUUUGUAAUAUUACCGGCCAAUCAGAGUGCUGUAUUUUGUGCCUGCUGUAUCUUCUUCUAUGCUAACUGUCAAUCAAUAAAAAGAGAGGGGUUCAAACCGC